AUGACCUCCGUCAGCGACCUCGCCGCCAAUUUCGCCACCUGCUCUCGCCUCGUCAAAGUUUUCUUCUUUCCAUCUUUUCUUUUCUGGGGCAAAACAAAUUCCAAAGGCAAUUUGCUUUGUAAUGGAAGAUAUAGAGAAGAGUCAGAGGUAUCUGUGUUUUGGGCCUGGGCUGCUAAUUUCAGUGGCUAUGCAACAGUGACAAAGUUCUGA
Molecule: messenger RNA, 210 nt
Organism: Sphenostylis stenocarpa
Lineage: Eukaryota; Viridiplantae; Streptophyta; Magnoliopsida; Fabales; Fabaceae
Source: the annotation of a GenBank genome assembly